AUGUCGUACAGCAAGCAGCCCUCAGAGUUCCAGCCCCGCAAGGUUGGCGCUCUGCACACCAACGACUUCAGAUGCUACAUUGAGGACAAGACUGGCACCCCAGUCUCACCGUUCCAUGACAUCCCUCUGUAUGCCAACGAGCAACAAACCGUCCUGAACAUGGUGGUUGAAAUUCCACGAUGGUCCAAUGCGAAGCUGGAGAUCUCGAAAGAUGAAUUCCUGAACCCUAUCAAGCAAGAUGUCAAGAAGGGCAAGCUGAGAUUUGUUCGCAACUGCUUCCCUCACAAGGGCUAUCUCUGGAACUACGGUGCUUUCCCAAGAACCUGGGAGGACCCCAAUGUCGUUCACCCAGAGACCAAGGCCAAGGGCGACAACGACCCGCUCGACGUCUGCGAAAUCGGUGAGCUUGUUGGCUACACUGGACAGAUCAAGCAAGUCAAGGUCCUGGGUGUCAUGGCACUCUUGGACGAGGAAGAGACCGACUGGAAGAUCAUUGUCAUUGAUGUCCACGACCCAUUGGCUCCCAAGCUCAACGACAUUGAAGACGUCGAGCGUCACCUCCCUGGCCUUCUCCGCGCCACCAACGAGUGGUUCCGUAUCUACAAGAUCCCAGACGGAAAGCCAGAGAACCAGUUUGCCUUCAGCGGUGAAUGCAAGAACAAGAAGUACGCCGAGGAGAUCAUCCGUGAGUGCAGCGACGCCUGGGAACGACUCGUUACUGGCAAGCAACAACGCGGAGACAUCAACCUGGCCAAUGUAUCUCUCCAAACCUCUCCAGACCGCGUCGACCCCAGCCAGCUUUCCAGCAGAAUCCCGCCUGGACAAGAUGUUCCUCCUGCGCCUAUCGACGGCAGUGUUGACAAGUGGUUCUUCAUCUCCGGUGCGGCUGUUUGA
Exophiala spinifera is the source of this 894-nucleotide messenger RNA. RefSeq names its product inorganic pyrophosphatase. Bases 1 to 894 code for a protein of 297 amino acids. The transcript has 5 exons. Gene Ontology annotation, cellular component: nucleus; cytoplasm. NCBI's taxonomy places the organism in Eukaryota, Fungi, Ascomycota, Eurotiomycetes, Chaetothyriales, Herpotrichiellaceae. Gene Ontology annotation, molecular function: magnesium ion binding; inorganic diphosphate phosphatase activity. The record is from RefSeq and is a predicted model, not a curated record. Gene Ontology annotation, biological process: phosphate-containing compound metabolic process.